Messenger RNA from Trichoderma reesei QM6a, 3651 nucleotides. Its product is annotated as glycosyltransferase family 2. Gene Ontology annotation, cellular component: cell periphery; cell septum. The transcript has 2 exons. Gene Ontology annotation, molecular function: chitin synthase activity. NCBI's taxonomy places the organism in Eukaryota, Fungi, Ascomycota, Sordariomycetes, Hypocreales, Hypocreaceae. The record is from RefSeq and is a predicted model, not a curated record. Bases 1 to 3651 code for a protein of 1216 amino acids.
AUGUCUCUGCCUGAGAGGCCCGGGGCGAGCCCCAGCUACGAUCGCCGAACCAGCUAUCGAAGCCCGCCGGCAUCGCGACGCCCGCGACCUAUGGACAUCGAAACCGGCACGUACGAGUCGUCAGUUCCCGGUCAGCAUUCUCGUGGGAAAUCCGUCUCCUCGUACGCAGAGACUAUUUCGAACUCUAAUGUGAAUACAGAGAGUAUGCCUCUGUCACCCACGGAGCAACAUGCCUCGUCGAGAACUCCCGACCCUACCUUCACCCGCAAGCGGAGUCUCAUCAGGCCCGAGAGGAACCGCAUCGACAAGGACCACAGAAACUACCAUUAUCAUCGCCAUGCGGCGAACAUGAACGUUCUGCCCUCGUCAACCGGAAAUGACCCCUUGUUGGAGAACUUGGCUGGAUCGACUGAGCGAUCGGCCAACAGUGAAAGCAUCACCGACGAGACUCCGCGCCCGUCCCGCAGCCGCACCGCCAGCGGCGACCACGAAAAGUCCGGCGCCGCAGUCAAGACCUCGCAGCGCCGAAAGUCUGGCAAGAUCACAAAGGAGAAUAGCAGACGAUCCUCAAAGCGCAAGAGCAAGCCUAUCGAAGAGCUGCGGCCGCCUAGCUUCUGGAACGUCUACUGCGCCAUUGUGACUUUCUGGUGCCCUGAUUUUAUCCUCGGAUGCUGCAAACCGACAAGAGCCCAGCGUCGGGCGUGGAGAGAAAAGAUGGGAUUGAUCAGCAUCAUCCUGGCCAUCAUGGCCAUUGUCGGGUUUUUGACGUUUGGCUUCACCGCUGCGGUUUGCAGCGCUCCCCCAGUUCGAUUGCGCGUGAACGAGGUCUCUGGCGGCUACAUGAUCUUCCACGGCGUGGCCUACGACUUGUCCAAUUCCCACCACCCCGUUGCCGAGGGCAUCCCCCUGAGGCAGGACGGCCUCGGUGCUAACGUCUUGUUCGAUCUUCCCCAGAAGCACUCCGGCGAGGAUGGCAGCUUUCUCUUCCAGAACGUCAAUGGCAACUGCAAGGGUCUCAUCACCCUCGCCGAGGGCUCCGACGUUCCGACCGACCCCUCUGGCGAUCUGGCGUGGUAUUUCCCGUGCACAACCUUCAACCAAGACGGCUCUUCGGAGCCCAACUUGACGAUUCCGUACUACCUUGGUUAUGCAUGCCACACCUCGGCCAAUGCUCGAAAUGCCUUCUAUGUCGACCUUCGCGGCACGGCUGAUGUGUAUUUUACUUGGGACGACAUCAAGAACAGCUCUCGCAACCUCAUUGCUUACUCCGGCAGCGUUCUGGAUCUCAAUCUGCUCAACUGGUUCAAUGAAAGCCAGGUGCAGAUCCCUGACCGUUUCAAGGAACUGCGAGAUACAAACUCCGACGUGAACAAGGCGAUCCGGGGUCGCGAUGUGACGCGAAUGUUCCAGUCAUCGGCCGACAAGAAGAAUAUGCAGUGCUUCCAGGACAUCAUCAAGGUUGGCUCCAUCGACACCGAGACUGUUGGCUGCAUUGCCUCCAAGGUCGUUCUCUACUGCGCCCUCAUCCUGAUUCUUUCUGUCGUCGGAGCCAGAUUUGCUCUGGCUCUCAUCUUCCAAUGGUUCAUUAGCCGCAACUAUGCUGCCGCCAAGACGUCGCAGAGCUCCGACCGAAGAAAGCGUAAUCGCCAGAUUGAGGAUUGGUCAGAGGACAUUUACCGUGCUCCCGUCAGGCUCCCCGGCGACGGCAGCACUGUCGUGACCUCGGAAAGGAGCAAACGAACAUCUUCUUUCCUCCCCACCACCUCUCGCUUUUCUGGUGUAUAUGGUCCCGAUCGAAGCUCCUCGUCCCGCCGUGUACCCACUACGAUGGCCAGUCAAGGCGGCUCCAGCACUCUGUAUCCGCCGACUCCCAUGUAUAAGCAGAGCAACGACAGCCGCGCGAGCUUCCUUCGAUCCGACCCGUACGGCUCUGGCCCCAUUUCCGAGGGGCCCGGUCCAGCUGGCUUCAUUCACGAAGCCGUCGUGCCCCAGCCCCCUUCGGACUGGAUGCCCUUUGGCUUCCCUCUGGCUCACACCAUGUGCUUGGUCACGGCCUACUCUGAGGGCGCGGAAGGUAUCCGAACCACCCUGGACUCUAUUGCCACGACGGAUUACCCAAACAGCCACAAGGUCAUUGUUGUCAUUUGUGACGGCAUCAUCAAAGGUGCGGGCGAAACAGUGUCUACUCCGGAUGUCUGCUUGAGUAUGAUGAAGGAUCUGUCCAUUCCCCGCGAGCUUGUGAAGCCUUACUCGUACGUCGCCGUGGCGAGCGGAUCGAAGCGACACAACAUGGCCAAGGUAUACUGCGGCUUCUACGACUAUGGGUCAUCGUCGCGAAUUCCAGCCGACAAGCAGCAGCGUGUGCCCAUGAUCACCAUUGUCAAGUGUGGUACCCCUGACGAAGAAAAGGCAUCCAAGCCCGGCAACCGAGGCAAGCGUGACAGUCAAAUUAUCCUCAUGUCGUUUCUCCAAAAGGUCAUGUUCGACGAGCGAAUGACGGAGCUCGAGUACGAAAUGUUCAACGGAUUGUGGAAGGUCACUGGUAUAUCUCCCGAUUAUUACGAAAUUCUUCUCAUGGUAGACGCCGAUACAAAGGUGUUCCCCGACAGUCUAACGCACAUGGUGUCUGCUAUGGUCAAGGAUCCGGAUAUCAUGGGCCUCUGCGGCGAGACCAAGAUCGCCAACAAACGAGCCAGCUGGGUGUCGGCCAUUCAGGUCUUUGAAUACUUCAUCUCUCACCAUCUCGCCAAGUCGUUCGAGUCGGUCUUUGGUGGUGUCACCUGCUUGCCCGGCUGUUUCUGCAUGUACCGCAUCAAGGCGCCCAAGGGAGGACAAAACUACUGGGUGCCCAUUCUGGCCAACCCCGACAUUGUGGAGCACUAUUCCGAGAACGUGGUUGAGACUCUUCACGAGAAGAACCUGUAUCUGCUUGGAGAGGAUCGUUACCUGACCACGCUCAUGUUGCGAACCUUCCCCAAGAGAAAGCAGGUCUUUGUUCCCCAGGCUGUCUGCAAGACCACGGUCCCGGACGAGUUCAUGGUUCUGCUCUCUCAGCGGCGUCGCUGGAUCAACUCGACCAUUCACAACCUGAUGGAAUUGGUGCUGGUCCGCGAUCUCUGUGGCACGUUCUGUUUCAGUAUGCAGUUUGUCGUCUUCGUCGAACUCAUUGGUACACUUGUGCUUCCCGCCGCCAUCGCCUUCACCUUCUAUGUCGUCAUCACAUCGAUUAUCCACCAGCCACCGCAGAUUAUCCCGCUCGUGCUCCUCGGUCUCAUUCUCGGUCUUCCCGGUGUUCUCAUCAUCGUCACCGCGCACUCUUGGUCUUAUGUCGUCUGGAUGUUCAUCUAUCUCGUGUCUCUUCCCGUGUGGAACUUUGUCUUGCCGGCCUACGCCUUCUGGAAGUUUGACGACUUCUCGUGGGGUGAAACCCGCAAGACGGAUGGCGACAAGGGCAAGGGCGGCCACGACGAGAGCAAGGGAGAGUUUGACAGCAGCAAGAUUACGAUGAAGAGAUGGGCCGAAUUCGAGCGCGAAAAGCGAGCAAAGAGCGGCUACUGGGGAUCGAGGGAGAAUGUUGUUGGUGGCAGCACCAACAGCUGGGCCAUGCCCCCUCCUGGGCAUCACAGCGAGGAGUAUCUCUCUGACGCUUGA